GUUUUCUCUUUUCUUUCAAACACACAGAUCCCGAGGGGAAGCACAGGAGGUGACAGCGCGCACACUAUGGCUCCAUCGAGGCUCGUGCAGUCCGCCUGUGCCGGGCGGCGCGUCACGCAGGAGGACAGAUCUGCUAAGCUCCUCACAGCCUGAUCCCGCUGUCAGCUCCCCACCGACCUCAACCCGAACCUGGAGGGAGAUCGGACCUCCUGCGCGCCUCUGUUCUAGAACUCUCCUCACUUCGUGUGCUCAAAGUUGGGAAAACUUUGAUCCGCGGACUCCUGUGCGUAAUUAGACUCCAUGAGGAGCAUCUUCGAAGUCCUGAAAAGUCUUUAAAAGUCUUCAGGUCCCCGCAAUAAAGAUGCCGGUCCGGAGGGGCCAUGUGGCUCCGCAGAACACCUUCCUGGACACCAUCAUCCGAAAAUUCGACAGCCAGAGUCGCAAGUUUGUCAUCGCUAAUGCAAGAGUGGAGAACUGUGCUAUCAUCUUCUGCAAUGAUGGUUUCUGCCACAUGUGCGGUUACUCACGGGCAGAGAUCAUGCAGAAGCCAUGCACAUGCAACUUCCUGUAUGGACCAGACACCAAGCGGCUGGCUAUCGCUCAGAUGGCUCAGGCCCUGCUGGGGUCAGUGGAGAGGAAAGUCGAGAUCGUCCUUUACCGCAAAGAUGGGGAAUGCUUCCUGUGUAUGGUGGAUGUGGUGCCGGUGAAAAAUGAAGAAGGUGUAGUGAUUAUGUUCAUCCUGAACUUUGAAGUCAUGACAGAAGAAACACUUCAAGAUCACAAACGGGACCUGAACCACCUCCUGCCCACCUGGCUUGUCACGGGUCGUCCACGAGGCUUUAAGUUGCGCCUUCCUCUCCUGCGCUCCCUGUCAAACAGCAAGGUGUCUCUGGCUGACGCCGAAGCGGGUCACAUUCCCACUGCUAAGGCCUUGCCACUGUGUCCAAACCGUCACAGUCAAGAGUCCCUAGGCCUGGGGGAGUUCUUACCUCUUCCCCCUUUACCACCAGAACACCAGGAGCACAUCUGUGGCAGCAGUUCAGCUGCACAGGAUUGGUCACAAGACCACCAGGAGGACCAGUGUACCUUACUGGGGUCUGAGCCUUCUGUACCUCCUUCUGCAUCUUCACACCAAGGUGCACAGUUGGUGGGUCCAAUCACCCAGUCAUCACCCCGCAUAGCAUCACAGCACCGCCUCAGCCUCAAUCCAGACGCCUCUGGCUCCAACUGCUCCUUGUCUCACAGUCGCUCACGGGAGAGCUUCCACAGCAUGCGCCGUGCCUCCUCUGUAGAUGAGAUUGAGGCCAUGCGGCCUGAGUGGGACCGGAAGAACCGCAGGUCGAGUGUCCGGCCGGGCAGCACUGGUGCAGUGAACAGCAAAUCAAACAUACUGAACUCCACGUCAGACUCGGAUCUCAUGCGCUAUCGCGCUAUCUCAAAGAUCCCUCACAUCACGCUCAACUUUGUGGAUUUCAAACCUGAUCCCCUCAUCGCCCUGCCUACCGGAGAUAUGGACAUCAUAGCGCCGUGCAAACUCAUUGAUCGGACACACAACGUGACAGAAAAAGUCACACAGGUGCUGUCUCUGGGUGCAGAUGUGCUGCCAGAGUACAAGCUCCAGGCUCCUCGCAUCCACAAGUGGACAGUGUUGCACUACAGCCCCUUCAAGGCAGUGUGGGAUUGGCUCAUACUGUUGUUGGUUAUCUACACGGCCAUCCUGACACCCUACUCAGCGACCUUCCUUCUUAAUGACCAGGAAGAUGUAGCCAUGCAGAGCUGUAUUUACUCCUGCUCUCCCCUCAACGUGGUGGACCUCAUCGUGGAUAUCAUGUUCAUUAUUGACAUUCUCAUCAACUUCAGGACGACAUAUGUGAAUUCUAAUGACGAGGUGGUGAGUCAUCCUGUGCGCAUUGCUGUCCACUACUUCAAGGGCUGGUUCCUCAUCGACAUGGUGGCUGCUAUUCCCUUUGACCUGCUCAUCUACCGCAAUGGAGAAGAGACCACCACACUGAUUGGUCUGCUGAAAACAGCUCGUCUUCUGCGGCUUGUCCGUGUAGCCAGGAAGUUGGAUCGCUAUUCUGAGUAUGGUGCCGCUGUCCUCUUCCUCCUUAUGUGCACCUUCGCACUCAUCGCUCACUGGCUGGCCUGCAUCUGGUACGCCAUCGGGAAUGGAGAGAGGAAUGGUUCAAUUGGCUGGCUCCAUACGCUGGGGGACCAACUGGGAAAACACUAUAAUGACUCUGUCCAAGGCUCAGGACCCUCCAUCAAAGACAAGUAUGUAACAGCUCUAUACUUCACCUUCAGCAGUCUGACCAGUGUGGGAUUUGGAAAUGUGUCCCCCAACACCAACUCUGAGAAGAUCUUCUCCAUAUGUGUCAUGCUGAUAGGAUCUCUGAUGUAUGCCAGUAUCUUUGGGAAUGUGUCAGCCAUCAUCCAGAGGCUAUACUCAGGUACUGCCCGUUACCACACACAGAUGUUGAGAGUCCGGGAAUUUAUACGAUUCCACCAGAUUCCCAACCCACUCAGGCAAAGGCUGGAGGAGUAUUUUCAACAUGCCUGGUCUUACACCAACGGCAUAGACAUGAAUGCUGUGCUGAAAGGAUUCCCGGAAUGUCUCCAGGCAGAUAUUUGCCUCCAUCUGAACAGGACCUUACUGCAGAACUGUAAAGCUUUUAAAGGUUCCACAAAGGGCUGCCUCAGGGCCUUGGCCAUGAAAUUCAAAACCACCCACGCACCCCCAGGUGACACACUGGUCCACGCAGGGGAUGUCAUCACCGCCCUCUACUUCAUAUCCAGAGGAUCCAUAGAGAUACUGAGAGGAGAUGUGGUGGUAGCCAUCUUGGGAAAGAAUGAUAUCUUUGGCGAGCCCAUCAACCUGUAUGCCCGAGCAGGGAAAUCAAAUGCUGAUGUCAGAGCUCUUACCUACUGCGACCUCCACAAAAUCUUCAGAGAAGAUGUUCUAGAGGUUUUGGACAUGUAUCCUGAAUUUGCUGACCACUUCUGGAACAACCUGGAAAUAACUUUCAACCUCAGAGAUACCAACAUGAUUCCAGGCUCUCCGAGCAGUGAUGACCGUGGGGGAUUUAACAAAUUACGCAGGCGCAAGCUUUCAUUCCGCCGCCGUACAGAAAAAGAUGAUGCAGAUGCUGGGGAGAUUAAAAAGUCCCAUAAGACCAUGCGAAGAAGGCAGAAGGAGGCAACCAACAACCAAAAACAAGAGGAGGGUCCUAAGCGGCAGUGGCAGGCACAUCACAGCUCAGUAUCUUCCCACUCCAGUGGAGAUGAGGGAGAGGAGUCAGUUGUGGCCCGCUCUGCCCCUCCACCUGCAAUGCUGGAACCCCCACAUCCUCAGUCCCUGAACUUUACUGACAACAAUGAGGGCGAUGGGGACCCCAAGACAGGAAACACCUGCAACGCUUUGUCAGGCGCAUUCUCAGGUGUAUCCAACAUUUUUAGUUUCUGGGGGGAGAGCAGGUCAGGCGGGCACUACCAUGAAGUUCCCAGCUGUAGUGUGGCCUCCCCCCCAUCCCUCAACACACCGCUGCACAGCUUGAGCCGCCAGCAACGCAGCCAGCUGGACACACGCCUGGACCUGCUGCAGAAACAACUCAACAGGUUGGAGAGUCGCAUGUCAACAGACAUUGGAGCGAUCAUGCAGCUGCUGCAGCGACAGAUGGCCAUUGUUCCUCCUGCCUACAGCUCCGCCUCAUCACUUCCACCUCCUGCACCUUACCCUGGUCCUGGACCAGGACCAGGUCCCGGAGAGAGACUGGUUCAGCCUGUUACACCUCUGGAGACGGAUACGCUGACCUCUUUAUCACAGAUCUUGCAUACCCAUGAAAUUGAGGAAGCCCCAGUAAAGCCUAUAGACACGCUUCAGUCCCCUUUGCAGGACUCACCUCUGAUCAGUACCAGCCAGGGUGAGCUCACCCCCUCUGGUCCGGACAGCCUGGGGCAGCAGUUGGAGCUUGAUUUGGGCCUGGGGACUGGAGUCAUGUCACAAUCAAGACUGGGGUUAGGUUCAGGUGUAGGUUUGCAGUUGGGGAGAGGAGCAGUUAUAGUGUCUCAGUCUAUGGCAGGAUUAGACUUUGGCUCAGGGGCAUGUUUGGGGGCUGAAGUAGGGCCAGUAGUUGGAACAGGUGUUAUAGCCCUGGAUUCUGAAAGCCAACGGAGGCUUUCUCUGCAGGAACCUCAGACACCUCUGGAUUCACGGACACCACAGCGACACAGUUCUGACCCAGGAGGGAGCUAAAGAAGUGGUAAUGAAGGAGAAGAAAGGGAAAAAUGGCAACAGAGGUUGCUUUGAAGUUUCUUCAUUUUCCACCAGUCUUUGUGGCGCUUUGGAGAUGGCAACCCAAAUCCUUUCAUACAGUUGCUUGUCGUCACUCCUGAAAUACAACCUUUGACUUUAUAUAUAAGCCCACAGCUCAGAAAUAGUAAAGCCGGAUCAAUGUCAAGAAAGAAACACAGGUUUUUAUCAAGUUCUCUUUAACACAAGUACAUGCUCCUUCUCCUCACAAAGCAUCUGGUGCACUGUGGACUCCACUGUGGGAUCACCUUGAACCAAAA
Messenger RNA from Thalassophryne amazonica, 4569 nucleotides. It is a transcript of the gene kcnh2b, whose product is annotated as potassium voltage-gated channel, subfamily H (eag-related), member 2b. Gene Ontology annotation, cellular component: membrane. Lineage: Eukaryota; Metazoa; Chordata; Actinopteri; Batrachoidiformes; Batrachoididae. Gene Ontology annotation, molecular function: inward rectifier potassium channel activity. The record is from RefSeq and is a predicted model, not a curated record. Gene Ontology annotation, biological process: potassium ion transmembrane transport; regulation of ventricular cardiac muscle cell membrane repolarization; membrane repolarization during action potential. The transcript is spliced from 22 exons. The coding region runs from base 362 to 4252 and encodes 1296 amino acids.